This is a messenger RNA of Branchiostoma belcheri (Belcher's lancelet), 2006 nucleotides long. RefSeq names its product UBX domain-containing protein 11-like. The coding region runs from base 287 to 1894 and encodes 535 amino acids. The transcript is spliced from 15 exons. Gene Ontology annotation, biological process: proteasome-mediated ubiquitin-dependent protein catabolic process. The record is from RefSeq and is a predicted model, not a curated record. Gene Ontology annotation, molecular function: ubiquitin binding. Lineage: Eukaryota; Metazoa; Chordata; Leptocardii; Amphioxiformes; Branchiostomatidae.
UCAGACACAGCGGCGCAUGUGUGAAGCUACGUCACUAAACAUGGCGGCACAAGCAACAUUUUUGAAAAGAUAUUGGCAAAUUUAACAGUUUUUCGGCGUUUGUGGUCACGCUAGGCGGCACAGUUGGUGUGUAUUUACGCUUUAGUGUACACAGAAUUUUUUCCAUGUAAGUUGGACCGGUUUUAGGGAAGUUAAACGCCUAAAAACAACAGAAAUCGACCAAGUUGCACUCGCCAAAAUCUCGUCAUGGAGAAGUUGCUGAGCAACGCGUAAACUUGUGCCAAAAAUGAGUUCCCCAAUGUCGUCCCUCGGCCGGGGGAAGAAACCUCCGCUGCAGGGAGGGAGACCAGGACAGAGACCUGUACCUUUCAGACAUCCAGAAUACACCAAUGAUGAGGAGUCGAUGUUGCAGGAGAUUUUUGGAGACUCCCCCUCCUCCAGCCUGGGGAACUCCCCCAAGACUCGCAGCCCCUUCGCCUCUGUAGGAGCCAGCCCCAGGCACAGUCCCAAAGGAGGCAAAAACACACCUGGACCAGGCCCCACAGACCAUGAGCUGAUGUCCACCAUGAUGAAGAGAAUCGCCCAGCUGGAGAGCCGAGUCACGCACUACAGCAAGGAGGUCAUCGAGAAGGACAAGAAAAUCAAAGUCUUGGAGGAGAAAACCAAACUUCUCACCAAAGCACAAGAUGCCAGUAAGGACAGCCCGAGUCGUGUACAGGAGCUGGAGAGGAAAUGUUUACUCCUGCAGCAGCAGGUGUACGAGAUGGAGACGUUCCUGGCAGACUACGGGAUGGUGUGGGUGGGUGAGGAGACCCGGCCGGACUCCAGCGUGUAUGUGGAGCUGGGGGGAGAGCUGGAGGAGGAUGGGGAGGAGGAGCAGGCUGGACCAGAGGGGAGGAUAGAUCAAACCACAGUCGGCACUAACACCAUGUGGAAACCUGCUGCGUCCUACCGAACUGGGACAUCUGUGGUGUCUUCAUCCGACUUUAAGGUGGACUUCAACACCCUUAUAGAGAACCUUAAGGACCUGAAUGUGCUAGCAGGGGAAGGGGAGCAGAAAAUUGUCAAGACUUCAGAAGGAGCCACACUGCAGAGAGCAGACCCCAUCCCCCUGACCCUGUAUGCAAACGGCAUCUUCAUGUUCAACGGACCAUUCAGACCCAUGUCUGAGCCUUCCACACAGCUGUUUCUACAAGACAUCAUGGACGGUUACUUCCCCUCAGAACUCCAGACCAGGUUCCCAGAUGGGGUGCCUUUCACUGUUUCAGACAAAAGAGACACGAUGUUCAAGGACAGGAGAUGGAAGGAGGAGUUCCCAGGGUCGGGUCACGUGUUGGGCGGGAACACCAAACCCUCCCGUCUGUUGCCUAGCAACCUGGAGAACAGGCAGGAGGGGCACAGCUGGGGGAGCGAUGCUGGGCUGAGGGAGACAAGCGAGGCACCGGUCCCAAUGAUGAGUGUUGACCAGUUCCUGAACAAGGUGCCUUCCUCCGUCAUUAAAGGAGGCAGGGUUAUCGACAUCAGGGCAUCUCUAGGAGAAACACUUAAGGGCGGCAAUGGUGACAGGUCCAGUGUGACAGUGAUUGACACUCCUGUUGCCAAGGAGAUGAAGGAAAGGUUAGAGAAAUCGGAGGCAGAACGACCUCCCUCUGCCAGGGACGUCACCACCUUGAGAAUCAAGGCAGGGGAACAGAACUUCAUCUUAAAGAUGCGAUUCUCAGACACGAUAGGGGACGUACGACGUCAGUUAGAACACUACAGACCUGCUGGAUCAGGGGAGUAUGAACUGCUGACCACCUUCCCUAACAAGGUUUACAGGGACAACACCGCCACUCUACACUCCUGUGGGCUCACUCCUAAUGCUGCAUUACACAUCAGGACCAGGAAAACAUAGACUCAUUCUUAGACAUUAGACAUGUAGAUAGAAUAGUCUGGCUUUGUCUGUCUUUACUACUGUCCACUAUGUGCCCUAGUAAAUGUAACCAUUGGGAUUUUACAAUAUUCAC